Molecule: messenger RNA, 366 nt
Organism: Paramecium pentaurelia
Lineage: Eukaryota; Ciliophora; Oligohymenophorea; Peniculida; Parameciidae
Source: the annotation of a GenBank genome assembly
UAUGUCUAACGAAUAUGAAUCAAAAAUCUUGUUUGCUAUUUAUCGUCUAUAUAAGUCUGAAUAAAUUAAUGAAGACCAAAGAGGAGAACUUAAAGGUAAAAUAUUAAUAACCCCUUUAAGAUCUCCUAAUAACAAAGAAUAAUCAAAUAAUGAACCUUGUUGAACCUUAUGAAGAAACUUUACUAACAAUUUUUGAUAAUCAUUCAGAUGCUACAUCGUUAUGCAGUUAAAAAUCAUACAAAAAUUUGAGACCAUCUAAAUUAGAUAUUAGACCUGCUUAUAGAAAGUCAUUGCAAGAUAUCUCUUAGAGUAUCAAUCAUUAGAGUCUGUCAACCAUGUUCAAGAAGAAAAAAUUCGUUAAUUGAU